Messenger RNA from Rotaria sp. Silwood2, 909 nucleotides. The record is from the annotation of a GenBank genome assembly. NCBI's taxonomy places the organism in Eukaryota, Metazoa, Rotifera, Eurotatoria, Philodinida, Philodinidae.
AUGCUAUCUGAUCAGUUUUUCACUGUCAAUUAUUCGUUAACUAUUGUGUCUUCAAUCGUUGGCUUAACUCUAUGUUUGAUAACCAUUACCAUCAUUAUCACACAUCGACGAUGCCGUAAUCUUACUAAUAUACUCUCUUGUAAUACAUGUACGGCUGUUGCUUUAUAUUUCAUCUUUCGAAUUGUUGCAUCCAUCUAUGGUCUUCGUCAAGAUUGGCAAUCUCAUCAACCAGCUUGUAUUUUUCGAGCAUAUUGUUCACUUGCGUUAUGUGCUAUUCUUUGUUAUUCAUACUCUAUUCAAGCAACUAGUCGAUUAUUUUUUGUUGUAUUCUAUAAACAUAAAUAUCUUGUUACGUGGCGUUCUCAUUUGAUCAUGAUUAUUGUCAAUUGGAUAGUAAGUGUUAUUAUAUCAAUCAAACCGCUUUUCUAUCAACAUGGUUUUGAACUUGAAAUAGAAUCUCGAAGUUGUGUUGUUACUCCUAAAAUUGUAUCACUAUCUAUGUAUACACUGCUAAUUAUAUUUAUUAUUCCGUUGAAUGUUGUAACAGUUUUUGGUGGUGUAAUUGUUUAUUAUGUUCGUAAGUCGAGCCGUCGAAUAGCAGCAAUUGCAUCAAACGUGACCGAAAAUGCAGCUCCAGCUCCAGUUCCAGUUGUUAGAUUUUAUCGAAAACGCGAGUUAAAACUCGUGAAAAAUCUGAUGAUUCAGUCAACCAUUAUCUCAUGUGGAGGAAUACUUUAUUUGAUUCUUGUUAUUUGGCAUGCCACACAAAAGCAGUCUCCACCUGAAUCAUUCUAUUUAUUGGCUUUAAAUUUAAUAACAAUUUUUACAGCAUUCAUGAUGAUUGCUCUAUUUCUAUUGAAUAAGCAAGUGAAAGAAGUUGCUUUGAAUUAUGUGUUUCGACAUCGUUGA